Seminavis robusta is the source of this 884-nucleotide messenger RNA. The record is from the annotation of a GenBank genome assembly. NCBI's taxonomy places the organism in Eukaryota, Bacillariophyta, Bacillariophyceae, Naviculales, Naviculaceae.
CCUGGUCACAAAAUCGGCAACGGCUACCUAAUCAACAAAUCACAACACAAAUAACACAUAGGAAACAACAAAUUUUUGAGCGGCCCUACCAGUUUCGCCUUUGCUUUUCGAGAAUGACGACCAACCUGAAUAACAAACGCCCCGCCGAACAAGCCGACGAUUGCAAGAGGCGCAAACUCCCAGAAGAAGACGACGACGACGACGACGAUUGCAUCAUGUUCUCUGCCGCUCGGCCUGUGCAUUGCGUGGUGUUUGAUCUCGAACCGAACAUUUUGUUCAUCCCGAAUCGACUGGAAUACACCGAAGAACAAGCCGAAGACAUUUGGUACAGUCGCAUGGAAAAGCAUGCCAUGAUUCAAGGAGCCAUGAAAUCGGCGUGUGAUAUGCAUCCCGAGGAAGAAGGCGCCAGGGGAUUGGAGCCCUUUACGUGGAUUGGCGCGACGAGUCGACGAGAUCAUCGUCAACGGACCGUGGGGGCCGUAUUGAGAGAACAAGCACGGCAAAAGCAGUACAACAAGGAAUGUGACGACGAACUUUUGUACCGUGCUUCGACCAACACGUCGCAACGUUGUCAAGAAUUGGCCAAUGCACGAGGAUACAUGGAUCAAGUGGCCGUCUUUCCCCUACAACUACAGCAGUUGCCAAGCAGUCAUGACGACAACGACAAUGACAAUGACGACGACAACAAGGCAAAUCACAACGCUGGUGGUGGGACCGUAUUGAAGGGCUUUAAGCAAACCCUGCGAGGUCUCUCCUUUGGAUGGCUCGGUACUACAGCGGAUCCACAGUAGACAGAAAGGGAGAGAAGAGGCUAAAAGUAGAGAUAGAAUGUACAGUAGCACAAUUAAAGCAAAGAAAUAGACGGGUUGACCAUUAUAUAUUCU